Aspergillus calidoustus is the source of this 690-nucleotide messenger RNA. NCBI's taxonomy places the organism in Eukaryota, Fungi, Ascomycota, Eurotiomycetes, Eurotiales, Aspergillaceae. The record is from the annotation of a GenBank genome assembly.
AUGGUGAUCGGCCUGCUGGCCAUAACUGCCAUUCCCACCGUCACUGGCAUAGCCCUCGGAUGCAGCGAACAACGAAAACAGAACAAGAAAGAAGAUGACGAGAAGCGCAUGGCAAAGUUCUAUACAGAUGUGGAAUGUUUCGAGGACGAGGAGCUGCAUGGGAAGAGAGUUGUAUUGAGAGAUAACAAGGUAUACAUCGAUGACCCCUCCCCCGCAAAGCGCAAAGCCGAAGCGCACGCCGGACAAGCGUUUUACAUCGAUUACCCUGAGCCAGACCACAUGAAAGACCUAAAGCGCGGGUUAGGCCUCGUCACGACGAUACAGGAUAAUCCACCGAUGCUGAAUUGGAUAUACGCGGAUAAGGAGACCCACGAGCUAAAGUACGGGAAUCGGACGCAGAGUUGCGAGCAUAUACCGGGGCCGUGGGAUUGGAAAGAGGAUGAGACGACAAUUACCCUAGAGCGGCCGUCUAGAGGGUUUUAUGCGGUGAAGGAGGAGGAUGGGAGUUGGGCGGUUUACUUUGAUAGGGACCGCGAUGAGUUACGAUGGGCUAUGAAGGCGGCGAGGAGAAGGAAGGCGGUUGUCGUGCCUAUACAGUUGAAGAGGUCUUUGGUUGAGAUAGAACGGGCUCCGCCGCAGGCGCAGGCGCAAGGCGGUGGUGAUGGUGAGAAAAGAGAAGGGGGUUCAUAG